Molecule: messenger RNA, 1233 nt
Organism: Nymphaea colorata (pocket water lily)
Lineage: Eukaryota; Viridiplantae; Streptophyta; Magnoliopsida; Nymphaeales; Nymphaeaceae
Exons: 7
Coding region: 206-799 (197 amino acids)
Biological process (GO): termination of RNA polymerase II transcription
Cellular component (GO): mRNA cleavage and polyadenylation specificity factor complex; nucleus
Molecular function (GO): RNA polymerase II CTD heptapeptide repeat phosphatase activity
Source: RefSeq, a predicted model, not a curated record
AUUUCCUGACAGGUAGGGCUCGUACUCGCAGGCGAGCUUGUGACUUCGUCCUCUUCUCAGCUUCUUCAUUUUUCUAUCGUGACUGCAGGAUUCUCUUCUCAGCAGCGCACCGUCUUCUUCACCCUCUCCUCAGUUUCAGGUACCAUCGGAACUUUUGGCUAUUUCGCAUCUGUUGAAUCGCGUAGCUGAGGAAGAGGUAUUGUCGAUGCAACAGAAAAUGAAGCUUAGACAUGCUAUGGUUUGUUCUUCAAACCAGAACCGAAGCAUGGAAGCUCAUUCACUCCUUAAAAGAGAAGGAUUUGAUGUUUGUUCAUAUGGAACUGGGGCCCACGUGAAGCUUCCCGGACCUUCUUUAAGGGAACCAAAUGUCUAUGAGUUUGGGACACCUUACAAGCAAAUGUUUGAUGACCUGAGGCGCAAAGACCCUGAAUUAUACAAGCGCAAUGGCAUCCUGCCCAUGCUUAGAAGGAAUUCCAGUGUCAAGUUAGCUCCUCAACGUUGGCAAGAAAAUGCUUCCGAUGGUACCUUCGAUGUAGUGUUGACAUUUGAGGAAAAGGUGUUUGAUAUGGUUCUUGAAGAUCUUCAUAACCGUGAUGGUUUGCUCAUGAAACCUGUUCUGGUGAUCAAUUUGGAUGUGAAAGAUAACCAUGAAGAGGCAGCUAUAGGUGGAAGGCUUGCACUUGACCUAUGCCAAGAGCUAGAGGCUGUCGAUUCUUGGGAGGACAAGAUUGAUGACAUUCUUGCUGCAUUUGAGAGACAACAUAGACGAAAGCUGCUGUAUAGUAUCGCCUUCUAUUGAUGCAUUGGGAAAUGCUCCUUCAGCAAUUUUGUACAUUUUAAUCAAGUAGCAGAUGGCAGUAGCACAUAGGAUUGCUCAAGUGACCUUGACAGGACCAAGUGUGGUCGAGGAUAAUUAUUGGUCUCUCGCUUGGCCUGGCUGCUGGUGGUCUCUGGAAGAUGCAUCACUGGAAUGAACAGAGGAAAGCUAGAGCAUUUUAAUUUUUACAUCACGUUAGAAGAACUUUUAAGUGUCGUAGUAGAGUAAUGACGAAACACACACACACACACACACUCUCUCUGUGCUGUAUGGUUUACAUCAACCUCAUAUUAGGAUGUGUCUCAGGCUGGUUCAAAUCAUAAGCUCUACUGCAUGGUUUACAUCAUUUUGUGUGUGUGCAAACUGUGCUGUAUUAUCAUAUUCUCUUUCUUCUUCAAAUCAUAAGCUCUGCUGCA